Danaus chrysippus (African queen) is the source of this 633-nucleotide messenger RNA. Lineage: Eukaryota; Metazoa; Arthropoda; Insecta; Lepidoptera; Nymphalidae. The record is from the annotation of a GenBank genome assembly.
AUGAUGCGGGCUACCAAAAUGACGUCUUCACAAUGUAGGAGCGUCACGCCGCCACUAUCGCGGACGAGUUCGUCGGAUUUGGUCGGUCGUUCGUCGGAUUUGACCCGACAUCGGAAUCUAUCUCCGGACCUGUCUUUAGAUUUCUCGCGCCAUAGACCAUUGUCUCCGGAUUUAUUGGAUCUAACUCUAUCACCUGAUUUGCCUCGAAGAUCCCGAUCUCCGGCUAGACCAAGAUCACUCAUGGAAACUCUGCUUGUCGCUAAAAUGGAAGCAUUGAGUACUGGAAAGCUGGUGCGGACUGAUUCCUUGGAUAGCUGCAGUAGUUUCGGAUCGAUGUCAUCAUUGCCCAGCGAUGUAUGCAGAUGCGAUGACUGUCUCCUUGGAAUAGUAGACUUCUACCUUCCAAACCCGGACUCUAAUAAGGCACUUAGAAAGUUCAAUCCAAUAUGCUGUAUAUUUUUGUAUGAAUCCAAAGUCACGGUUAUAGUCUUACGAAUACGUCGGCUAUCAUUUGCGUAUCUGAACGAGUUGUACGAAUGUUCAGUUAUGAAGCACGUGGAGUUCCACACUCAACAUGCCACUCCGCGCAGUGCUAGCGCCGCGCGCACUACUCACGCCCGCGCCUCCGAAUAG